CAGCUUCGGCCUUGGCGCAGAACGCGUCUUGCUUCUCCUUGACGAGACGGGCGGUGUUGUAAGCCUGGCGAAAGGCCCAUUGGGUAUCCAUCCGAGUGCCAGAGUAGACGCGGCUGGGGUUUUCCCCGCAAGCGUGUCUGUGGAUUGAAACGUCAGUGACAACAUCCCCAAGUCUACCCGUUUCUCACUUCAUCUGACGCCACCUCGGACGCUGGCUCGGAUCCACGUACGAGCCGUUCAGAGUGAACGGCGGCUCGAGCAGCAUCGCAGACGACGAGCGCUCCGCGGUUGGCCGGAGCUUGAUGGUGAAUGCCUGGCCGCCGAUCGCGUUGGCGCUGCCGGGGAGCACAUUCGCGGUGGUGACGCCGCCGGACAUGGAGAGCAGAUACGCGUCGUCGUGCGUGUUUAGGCCGUCCAGUGAGCGCAGCCAGGGCAUGGCCAGGCCCUUGUGGGAGUUUGUGUCCGACGCGCCGCUCAGCGCCGGUGCGCUGUCGACGCCGAGAUGCGAGUGCAAAUCGACAAUGCUGGAGCAGUUGAUCGUCACGUUCAAAGAGGUAUUGAGAACGCCGGACACUCACCCCGGGGUGACCCAGGCGCCCUGAGCAUCGACGACGUCCAAGUCCGAUCCAUACGCCUUGGCAUCCACUUUGCCGAUCUUUUUGAUGAUGCCUUUGUCCAGCAGGAUGUCGCCAUGCACGACCUUCGUCCCGUCAUCCUCCCCGGUCCAGAUCUUCGCGUUCUUGAUAAGGGUCGGCUUCGUCCCCGCCUCGUAUCGGUCCGACUGCGUGCGCUCGUGGAAGUCGUCGGGAGGGCCUGGCGCGAGGGUGAGAGAGCUGCACCGGCCGAGGAUCGUCGCAGCGUUGGCUGGAAUUGUGUGCACCGUGGCAGAGGAUGAGACGGACGUCGUCAGGGCAUGGUAAGUGAAGGUCGAGACGGCGGCGAACACCAAAAGAGUGAGGUGCGCCAUUUUGAAGCGCCUGUUUGCGCAAAUUCUGUUGUUUCCAGACGAACUGGACGCGAGUUUCUCCAUGGCGCGAGAGGGAAAGGCAGAGAGGUUCACUCACGCCUGCAACGGAGAUAGCCGGCUCUGCUAAGCCGCGGCGUGCAAGUCAAAUUCAGGUGAUCGCGAUUCGCAUGAUGAUGAUGGUUGCAUGAUGUCAGGCUGAUCGCACCCAUUCGCGCAGACUCCAGAGUUCUCGCCAAUAUCGCACUCAGCUCUACUCUUCCAACAUGGGAGACAAACUCACUGUCAUACGAGAGGCUAGUAUAUUCCUGCACAACUUGGCGAGCUCGCUAAAUCUCCCUUAGGUGACCAAUAACGUGUGGACGUUCUCUCGGUGACUGAAAUGAAUUCACUCUCUCCGUCUCGCUCUAUUCCUGACCGUCUCUCAGUCCUUUUGCUCGUUUUGGGAUCAUGCCAAUCGGUGGAAGGUCAACCGCUAUCAAACUCAGCGAUGGUGGCGUCUGGGUGCUUGCCUCCACGCCUUUAAACCCUGAGACCAAGGCGAAGAUAGACGAGUUGGGUCCUGUACAGUGCGUCUGUUCAGUUUCCCCCGCAAUCGCAGCCAAACGCUUCCAGGUAUAUCAUCAGCGCUAAUUCUGUUCACCAUCUGUAUCUCGGUGAAUUCAAGAAGGCUUACCCCUCCGCUAAGGUGCUCGGGCCUGCGGCAGCAGUUGAACGAGCGGACAAGUCGCUUCAUUUCGACGGAGUCUGGGGCCGCGAUGCAUCUGACACCAAGUACGGUUUCGAGCACGACGUGAGUGGUGCCUCCCCGCCUUCAGAGUAUCCUUCCUCACGCGACGCAGAUCCAGGCCUGGUGGGCCACCUAUGCGUGAAAUAUCGCCGGUUGCUGACCGCUUCGUCAGCUACUUCUCCGGGAUGGUAAACAAGGAUGUCGCAUUCUUCCAUUCGGCUUCGAAGACUUUGUUGGAGGCGGACCUGCUGUUCAAUCUGCCGUGCACAGAACAGUAUUCCAAAACCAAGUCGUCUGGUGCUGUUCCUGUGAUCGGCGCUUUGAACCCUGCGUCUUGGCUGCACGGCAAGAUUUCGGCGGCGCUGGGUAAAGACAAAGCAGUAAUGACCCGCGAUGUCAAGACAGUUGCCGCCUGGGACUUUACACGCAUCAUCCCCUGUCACGGUGAUGUUAUCGAGACUGGUGGAAAGGAGGCUUGGCUGGCCGCGUACAAGUCCUACCUAGACCCCGUCGCGUGAGGGUGGAAGGGAAGGAAGUCAUUAUAAUACAACGACCAAUAUGUAAAUUAGCAGCAAAUUGAGUUAUCCAUCCAUCAUCCUCUGUUCUGAUCCCGGUCCGGUGCUGAUCCCUUGCAUGUUGCUGCAGACUGGGAAGCAGUUCUUUUAUCGUUCAGGCGCCCUCCCACCGCUUCCUCCGACGGUGUUUCCGACUGUACGCGGUCAGAUGUUUCGCGAGCGCUCCGGCUAUUUUGGCGGAGCUCCGUCACGGGAUCGGAUAUAAGGAUGGCCAAAUAAUUGAUGGCUCGAUUUUCUCCAAAAAUGCUCCGCGUUCUGACUCGACCGCUUUCUUGUGCAUUUUCCUCUUCCUCUUCCCAUCUACGUCUCCGUCUUAGGACAAUGGCCACCGCAAACACACCUGCUUUCAACAAGCCCCUCUACGCGCCGUUGGCUGAGAUUGACCCUGAGGUCAAGAACAUCAUCGAUAAGGAGGCAUGGCGGCAGUUCACUGGUUUGGAGCUCAUCGCGUCCGAGAACUUGACCAGCUUGGCCGCGAUGGAGGCAAACGGAUCCAUCCUCACGAACAAGUACUCAGAGGGUCUUCCGCACGCCCGCUACUACGGCGGGAACGAGUACAUUGAUGAGCUCGAGAUUCUUUGCCGCAAACGUGCGCUCGCUGCCUUCAAUUUGGACCCUGCAAAAUGGGGUGUUAACGUGCAGCCCUACUCUGGAAGCACUGCCAAUUUUGCUGCCUUGACUGCGUUGAUCCAGCCCCAGGAUCGUCUCAUGGGUCUCGGGCUCCCCGACGGCGGUCAUCUCACGCAUGGUUAUUACACGGCGAAGAAGAAGAUGACCGCGUCGUCCAUCUACUUCCAAUCUCUUCCAUACAGCAUCACCAAGGACAGCAACCUUAUUGACUACGAGAACCUCGCGAACCAGGCAAAGACCUUCCGUCCCAAGCUCAUCAUCUGCGGUGCUUCUGCCUACCCUCGUGACUGGGAUUAUGCUACCUUGAAGAAGAUCGCGGAGAAAGAGGGCGCAUACCUGAUGGCGGACAUUGCGCACACCAGCGGACUCAUCGCUGCCCAAACCCUCCGUAGCCCCUUUGAAUACUGCGACGUUGUCACGACCACGACACACAAGACGCUCCGCGGACCUCGCGCCGGUCUGAUCUUUUUCCGCAAGGACUUGGAGUCCAGCCCCGAUCUCGAGAAGCGCGUCAACGAUGCCGUCUUCCCGGCUUGCCAGGGUGGCCCGCACAACAACACCAUCGCCGCGAUUGCCACCGCCCUGCUGCAAGUUGCCCAGCCAUCCUUCCGUGAAUACGCGAAACAGGUCAUCUCGAACGCGCAGACUCUUGGCGAGGAGCUGGUGAAGCACGGAUACAAGCUCCAGACCGGAGGCACCGACAACCACCUUGUUCUCUGGGAUCUGCGACCCCUUGGUCUCACAGGCAGCAAGGUCGAGAAGGUCUGCGACCUCAUGGGCAUCACGAUCAACAAAAACGCCGUGUCUGGUGACGCCUCUGCGCAAGUCCCUGGUGGAAUCCGUCUUGGAACGUCCGCCAUCACGUCCCGCAACAUGCUCGAAUCCGACGUCAAGGUCGUUGCCGACUUCUUGCACCGUGCCGUUCAGCUGUCUCUCCUUCUGCAGAAGGAGGCCGGCACCAAGAUGCUGAAGGACUUCGUCCGCGUCGCGACGGUGCAGGAGGACGGCAAGGUUGGGUACACGAAGGUCCGCGAGCUCCGUGACGAGGUCCGCACUUUCGCUACGCAGUGGCCUCUGCCUGGUGUCGAUGUUUCUGGGCUGUCCAAGCCCGCUGGCUUCGAGGAUCUCUGAUCCUGAGCGUGACUUGUGGCCCCGGCGAAUGGGCGCACCAAAAUGAGAAGAUUCAACAUCCUUGGUUGGAAUGCAUCGGACAUUCAACAUAGUCUGUACCAUGAUGUACCUGUAUCACUAUCACUGGCCGAGAAUUGGCUGUUAGGAAGAAUUCUGAACCCGAGAAGUCCAGCACGGCACUGAAUCCUAUUAACCCAAUGAUGAUGAUGUCAGCUCGGCUCGAUCUCUACUUGCGGUCAUGCCACUGACUCGCGCUCUCCGAUUGCAUCACUUCGCCCGCUGAUUCCUCUACCCAUCCACGGACCCGGCCGAUAUUCGUUGGGUUGAGGUGCUGUCCCGUUACAGCAGGAGUGUUCCAGGUCAACCGGCUUCUUUCAGGAGCCUUACAAAUGCUUUCACUGGGUCGAACCUAUCAACUUGAAUCCCGACUCGGAAAUCUACCUGCUAUGAGUCGUGAGCUACUCUCAAAAUGAUAUCACACCGUCAGAAAUCUUGCCAAAACGCCCAACGUACUCGUUUUCCUUGGCUCGCGCAACCUGUCCAAGGCUGAGGAAGCACUCGCCAAGUUCGCAUCCGACGUGCAUCCCUCCUCUACUGUCGUCCCAACCCUCAUCGACUUGACGGACGAGAAGACGAUCAAAGCCGCCGCAGAGUCCACGGCGAAGAUCUUGAAGGAGAAGGGCGCUGCUGGACUGGAUGCGCUUGUGAACAAUGCCGCCAUACUAGGACAAGGGUCCGAUGCGCUCAUCUAUGCUACGAACGUGGCAGGUACAGUUGCCGUCAAGGAUGCGUUGCACCCUCUUAUGACCACGACCGGCGGUGCGGUCAUCGUCAACAUCUCAUCGGAGCUGGGAUCCCUCACACUGCACACCAAACGCCCUCCACUGCCCAUCUAUGGCGCGUACAGCGCCAGCAAGUCUGCACUUAACAGUUUCACGCUCCAGUGGACCAUCGAAGAAGAGCAGCGAAAGUCCGGGAUCAGAGUCGUUUCGAUCUGCCCAGGCUACAACGCAACCAAUAUCAACGGAUAUGGGGGGACCAAAGAUCCCGCGGAUGGCUCGAUGAUCAUCGUCAAAGAGGCUCUGGCAACGGAGGGAGAAAGUGGUCGUUUCUACAACGAGGAGGGGCCGAUCGGCUGGUGACCCAGGGUGAAAGGCCAUAGUUUUUUUAGUCAUUCAGCCACUUCGUAAUCACUUGCUCGUCCUUUCGCCAGCUGAAAAUAUAAACCCUUCCCCUUUA
Mycena citricolor is the source of this 5269-nucleotide messenger RNA. The record is from the annotation of a GenBank genome assembly. NCBI's taxonomy places the organism in Eukaryota, Fungi, Basidiomycota, Agaricomycetes, Agaricales, Mycenaceae.